This is a messenger RNA of Panicum virgatum (switchgrass), 1507 nucleotides long. RefSeq names its product serine/arginine repetitive matrix protein 1. NCBI's taxonomy places the organism in Eukaryota, Viridiplantae, Streptophyta, Magnoliopsida, Poales, Poaceae. The coding region runs from base 327 to 1304 and encodes 325 amino acids. The transcript has a single exon. The record is from RefSeq and is a predicted model, not a curated record.
GGGAGAUGCUGCUGGGAGUUAGCGCAGUGAAGGAGGCGGCAGCCAGCUCGGUUUCGGUCAGUGGCCGUGCCCGUCGAAUUGACUCCCGUUUUUAAUGAGCCGAGCAGCCACGCACAGCGAAGCUUGCUGCUGCCACAGCGAGGAGAGAGAAGACAGAGAAGGAAUCGAUCGAGGUGGUUGACCCGAGAUUAAUAGCCCUUCAAUUCGCGAUCCGAUUCCCUCACCUCAUGCCGACGCAGACGCAGAUGCAGCUGCAGUUGCUUUCAACCGAUCGCUGAUCGAGCCGCCCAGCGCGCCACCUCAUUCGCCCGCCCCCGGCCGUCGGCAUGGGCAGCUGCGUGAGCAAGAAGGCCGCCGGCGCCAGGGGCAAGGUGGCCGCCCCGCUCCCGGUAGCGGAGAAGGAGAAGGAGGGCGCCCACGCGCUGCCGCCGGUGGCUGAGGUGGACGCGGAGGAGGAGGUCAAGGAGGUGGUACUGUCCGAGGCGCCGGCGCCGCGGCCGCCGCCGGAGCCGGUCAAGCGGAGGCAGCAGGAGCAGCCGGAGGCCGAGGAGUCGGCGGCGUCCGAGGCGUGCAGCGACAGCGCGUCGGUGGAGUCGGCGGCGAAGGCGGAGGUGCAGAAGCCCGGGGUGGAGCCGGAGCCGGCGGAGAAGAGGGCGGCGGCGGACGCGCCCGGCAAGAAGGGGAGGACGGCGCCGGGAGAGAGGGAGAGCAGGCCCAGGGGCGGCGGCAGUGCCGGGAACGCGCGCGCGAGGUCGCCGUCGCCCUCGUCGGCGCACAGGAGGCAGCACCAGCACCAGCAUCCGCCGGAGCCGCGGCCGCGGCGGCGGGAGCAGCCUCCCGUGGUGUCCGGCAUCGGGUGCCGCAGCGGCCGGUUCUCGCCGUCUGCGGCGAGGCGGGCCGCCGAGAGCGCCGUCCGGCGGACGCACUCCGCGCGGGAGGCCGACAUGGCGCUCCCGUCGAAGCGCUCCCUCACCGCCGCCAUCAACGGCACUGCCGGCUGCUACGGGGGCGGGGGGGCGCUGAGCAGGCGGGACCCCGGCGAGCGUUCGGGCCGGCGGUCGGACUCCCCGACGACGGGCCGGCGCGCGCCCGCCUCCCCCGGCGCGACCCACCGGGCGGGGAGCCCCGCGCGCAGGGCGUCCAAGGAACAGCGACACGGGCACGGCACCCCCGAGCGAGCCAGGCCGCGCGCCAGGGACGGCGGCGAGGCCGGGUCAGGAGGAGGAGGGGAGCGCAAGAAGGUGGCGGAGGGCGCGCUGGGCCAGAACCCCUCGGUGGCCAUGGAGUGCUUCAUCUUCCUCUAGGGAUCAGAGCUAGCUAGCUGAGCUCCUCUCCAGCUCCGUGUCUGCUUGCUCCUCACCUCCUACCCCUCGCCAUCUCUUCUUGUUACUUGCUCGGUAAGUCGUCGGACAUUUUUAUCGUGUCGCCAUCUCAUCGAUGGCACAUAUGGCAGGCUCGCCAUUGCCGCGCUCACCAAUACCACCGCGCAUCUAUUCUUCUUGCUUUU